AUUAAACAACCUGGAUAAUAAGAUUAUUUUCUAUUUUUGCGUGAUAAGUACUGUCGAUCUUCUUAUCACCAUAUCUUAUAAUAUGAAAUGUUUGAUUCUAAGGUGCCUCCAUUGAAAAUUGUAAUUCCUCAAACUACGAGCAGUGAACAAGAAGGCACAACGGGUCGCAAUAGCAAGAGCAGCUCACAAAGGUCGCAGCAUGCGUUGCCGUACGUUGUUGCCAGUUCUGGAGGAGGUAAUGGUGACUCAAGCGAUAAGGACCAAUCAGCAACGUUUACAUCCGAGGGUGCCACCACCGGUGCUUCGAAAAGCAAUGAGGAAAAGAAAGAAGCUUCGGGCACUUCAGACGAGCCUCAAUCCCACACGGAAACGGAUCCCCAACAACCAUCGACCACCUCGACAACAUCCACAGCUUCCACAACGACGUCAUCCACGUCAACUUCCGCCUCGACCUCUGUGUCGACGACGUCCCCCGCCACCACUUCCGCAACGACAUCCUCUUCAUCAGCGUCCGCCCCCGCAGCUGCCCCCGUCGAGUUGCAUCCGCGCAAGCGCAAAAUGAAACAGAACAAAGAGCAGGCGAACGCUGCAGCGACUGGAAGCGGGAGUGCCGCAGGGAGCGCUUCGCAAGCCGAGCAGCCUGAACCCCCUCAAGAGGUGCAGAUACAUCCGCACGACCAGCCGAUCACGAAUUGCUAUCAGCUGUUUUUGAACAUUAGGAAGCAGAUUGCCAAGAGGAGACGUGGAUUGUUCCCUGUUCAACCAAAACCCCCGCAAGGUUUCAAAGACUACCUCAUGAACCGUUGUACGUACGUAUUAGCUGGUUCGCGCCCCACUACUCCAAACAUCAAUUAUCCACAAAAUUUGCCCCCACCAAUAAAGGAUCUCUUUACCGAGCAAGAAAAAGAGCGGUAUAGGUUGAGGACACAAGUAAGUUCUUCUGCAAUCAGUCACAAUUGGUUCUUUCCAACAAUCAAUGUCUGAUAGUAUCUAACGGUCAUUUCAGCGCGUAGCCAGGCAACAUCAUUGCAUUAAUAUUUAUGGUUGGGUGUAUUUGACAGUCUCUGAAAAGUUUCAAACGAAAGUUGUGGGAUUCCGAGGAGGCAAAAUGAUGGUGACAUUGACAAUGACCUUGACCACGACCUUUCAGGUCAUUUCAAGAUCAAGUGUACAUAUUUAUAUAGAACGCCUUAUUUUACACUGGAAUUGAAAAGAGGUUUACAUUUUUAAUCUGAAUGUGUCCAUUAGCAUGGCUUUGACUAUUUCCUACAAGGCUAUUUCAAGGUCUAAUCAAGACGUUGUAAAUAAUUUGCUCUAGCAAAAAUGUUCGACAGCACAGUUAUGUGGUCUAUGGGAAACACCCAAAUGUGACCUCGACCAGGAUCUUCAAGGUCCAGACAAAAUUUUCAAAGGGAACCUCUUAUUUUCACACUGUUAAUAGAAAAAUCAGAGAAUUUUACGUGCUAUUGUGACCUUCAAUUUCCCGCUUUUUCUAUUUCCAGUAUAAAAUGAGGUUUUUUUUGACAUUUUGACUUUACCUUGAAGGUCAUGAUCAAGGUCAUAUUUCGGUGAUCCUGGCAGCUGUGCUGUCGGAACAUUUUUACUAGAGGAAAUUGUUUUCGAUGUCUUUAUUUGAUGUUGAAAUGGCCUUGAAGGCAAUAAUCAAGGCCAUGGCCAAGGUGAUAUUCAGAUGUAAUAUUUCCUCGUAUUUUCAAUUUCAAUGUUAAAAUAUUAACAUGAUCUUAAAGGUGAUGAUCAACGUCACCCAUAAUUUUGGCCCCUUGAAAGCCUACAACUUUUGUUUAACACUUUUUCUAGAAUGCGUAAUUUUCAACAUAUUUAGUCGGAUUGAAAUGGGACACCAUGUAUAACAAAUUGAUCUCAAAAGUUUACUUCAAGAUCAUAUGCAUAGAAAACAAUAUAUAAUUAAAUUUUAAAUACCAAAUAUAGAGAUUAUGUAUUACCUUUGUUAUCUUUUGAAGCACCCACUUACCUACAUGUGUGUUAUACCUCCGAAACAAAGAAUUUUGUUUGUCAUCCACCAUUUACAGAUGUGGGCAGUGGUAAAUGAUAUUUUUUAUGUUGGUUGUAAAUAGAAGAGUAGCAUCACGGAUGUUUAUCAGGCUGUAAUAUGCGUAUAUUUUUUCAGCAUGUUAUUGAAAAAGAAAAGUUGGUGCUCUCAGUAGAACAAGAAAUUUUGAGGGUGCAUGGUAGAGCCGCUAGAGCGUUAGCAAAUCAAUCAUUGCCGUUUUCCGUAUGCACGAUUUUGAGGGAUGAGGAGGUUUACAACCUUAUCACACCAGAACAGGAAGAAAAGGAUAGGAAUGCGAGAUCACGCUAUAAUGGUAUCUAUUCAUUUAGUUUCAAGUUUACCUAAGAUUUUUUUUUUUGAUAAUCUGACCUUGAGCUUUAUUCGUGAGUUAUUCGUGAUCCAUACCAAAUACAUGAGAAGUAAACAUUUUUGGUUGCAAUGCGGAACUCGAAGUACAUUUUUGACGAGUGUGUGGUAGUGAUAUUUAUGUAUGAGGAAUAAGUCUCGGUUCAAGUAAGCACGUUAUUUUAACUUUUUUGUAGAAGUUUGAAUGUAGCAUAGUUCUACCAUAACUUUUCGGUACUGUAAAAAAAUGGACGUUGAAAAGCAAUGCAAUACCGUGCCUUCAAUUGAUGAAGUUACCAAGGGCGCUGACUUUUCGCAGUAUAUGAAUGAAGAACGAGG
Messenger RNA from Acanthoscelides obtectus, 2716 nucleotides. NCBI's taxonomy places the organism in Eukaryota, Metazoa, Arthropoda, Insecta, Coleoptera, Chrysomelidae. The record is from the annotation of a GenBank genome assembly.